Etheostoma spectabile (orangethroat darter) is the source of this 2350-nucleotide messenger RNA. Its product is annotated as serine/threonine-protein kinase SBK1. The coding region runs from base 264 to 1403 and encodes 379 amino acids. Gene Ontology annotation, biological process: protein phosphorylation. The record is from RefSeq and is a predicted model, not a curated record. NCBI's taxonomy places the organism in Eukaryota, Metazoa, Chordata, Actinopteri, Perciformes, Percidae. Gene Ontology annotation, molecular function: ATP binding; protein serine/threonine kinase activity. The transcript is spliced from 5 exons.
CAGCUCACUUUGAGAUAAAAGUUGCAGCGGUAGCAGACACGAAAUCCUCCAACACGCUCAUCAGGCAGCUUUCAGAGUUCCUCCGCUGACUGCAGACAACAACCAGACGCUCUCAGACUCCCGCGGUUUUGAGCCAAAGCUGGAAAGAAGCGCAGCAGAGGAGGUUCUGAGGAGGAUUUCCUGACAGGCGCACCUGCUCAAUGAAGAAGAUUUAUGUUGGACAGAUUUCUUACUGAAGAUCCACAGCGCCUACACCGGCAAAAAUGACAGCUGCCACGAAGCUUCUGGAUGAGAUGUGCCAUCUGACGGCUCAGUCUCUGACCGCCAUGGACACUUCGGAGCACUUCAAGGUCCUAAAGCUCCUGGGUGAAGGCUCGUAUGGCAAGGUCAUGCUGGCUGUACACAGGAUGAGAGGUACUCCGAUGGCUCUGAAGUUCUUCCCUCGGGAGUCCACGUCUCUUUUCUCUUUUCUGAGGGAGUACAACCUCUCGCUGUCGUUCUGCACCCACCCGUCCCUGACCAGAGCCCUGGGAAUCGCCUACUCAACACCUUCCCACUACAUCUUUGCUCAGCAAGCAAGCCUCUUUGGCGAUCUCUACGAUGUCAUCCUGCCGGAGGUCGGUAUGGAGGAAGACUGUUGUCAGCGGGUGGUGUCCCAGCUGUGUGGCGCUCUGUCCCAUCUGCACUCUCUGGGUUUUGUCCACAGAGACCUCAAACCAGAGAAUGUCUUCCUGUCCGACUCUGCCUGCCGCUGGGUCAAACUUGGAGACUUUGGCAUGGUGAAGGCAAGGGGCACCAGGGUCCCGGAGGUCUGGUACAGCUCUCCGUACUGCACCCCUGAGUCUGAGAUCGCUCGCGACAACGAGGACAGCUGGAGGAGCAUUGGUGACGGGAAUGUUGGUGUUAAUAAGCAGGAUGAAGAGAAGAAAAAGAGAGUUUGGGUGUCUGUGGAGCCCAGCACAGACAGCUGGGCGCUGGGGAUCCUGACCUACGCCAUGCUCACCGGCAGUCAUCCCUGGGCUGAAACAGCCGGCGACUGCCGCUCAUACCAGAAGUAUCUGGAGUGGUUUGACAGAGCAGAGGACCCUGAUGGUGAACUGGACUUGUGGGCAGGGAGGCAGGGCCAGAGCACACAGGAUGUCAUCCAUUUAACUGGGGCAGAACUUUUCCCUCCGGUAGCACCGCAGUUUGCAUGUUUCACCUCGCUCGCCCGCUGCUUCUUCAAGUCGCUCCUCGACCCGAGGCCGCGGCUCCGUGGGCAACCCGAGGUUGCGCUGAAUUACCUCGGAGGGGACUGGGUGAUGGAGAAGGAGAGGGUGAGGCUGGAGGAGGAGAGGAAGAAGAGCAGAGGGAAAGUAGCAAUCAAGAAGAUGAAAGAGAUGGAGGGGAGAGGAGAAAGAUGAGGAGUCAAAAUCACUGAGAACACUGAAUAAUGUAGCAACUUUUUUUAUAACUUUUAUGAAGGAUAUCUGAUGUUUAGGUUCAAUUUAUUAAAAGGUCCCACGGCCAAUAUGACUUGCCCCAGUCUGCCUAUGGUCUCCGAGUGGCUAGAAAUGUCAAGGGAGCUUCAGGGAAUGUAAAACCCAAGUGCAGAGACCUCAAGCAAAAUAGAAUUUUAAUAUUUAAUAAUGAAAAGACUCCUAUGAACAAAAUGUGUCCAGCAAAACAGCAGGCAAAGAAAUCCAAAAUGAGGCAAGAGGCAAAUAGGAAUCACAGGAACACCGAGACUAAAGGUAACGAGAUAACAAGAGACAGGUGACAAGGGCUGGGAAACAGGUGGAAGACAUCAGGUAAUCACAAGAGCGGGAAAACACAGGAAGUAAAACUAAAGACAAGACAGCAUAGAGAACCAGACUAUCAAAAUAAAACAGGAAAAAGAACAUGCAGACACUCACGGGGGACCAAAAGACAGAAACCACAAGUAGACAAGACAAGGGAGCAACCAAGGACUAAAACAUAUACAAGACCAAAACACACAAUCACAAGGAUGAAAUAUGUAAUAAAAUACCAAACCAUAACAAGAAAUGGUGCCAGGUAUAAACCGAGCUUAGAGUAUUCUGCUCUGCCUUUGAGAAAAUUAAAGCUCAGAUGUCCCGAUCUGGAAUCUGCCCCUUAUGACAUCAUAAGAUAAAGGUUACCUCCCCUUUUUCUGCUUUUGCCACAAUUUGGUCCGCCCAUGACAAAGGGGGAGACAUUAGGCUCGUUUGAGAUGAGCCAGGUCUGCGCAGAAUCGAUCACCGGCAAUCGGCGCCCGUUGCAUGCCGGUUAGAUUUGUGUCCGACUUGAUCCCGACUUGCUCUGACGUCAUGCACACGUGGGCAACGGAAAUCUCACGAGAGCAAGGCGGCCG